GAGAGAGAGUGAGAGAGUGUGUCUCCCACUCGAGGAGAAUGCGUCUGUGUCAACACUUAUCUGUUGGGAUGACGGGAAGUGCCAAUUCCACGACCAAUGCCGAUGGUUUUGCGUCUUCAUGCAAAGUUUCUCACGCCAGCUGUUCUCUCUCUCUCUCUCUCUCUCUCUCUCUCUCAAAUUGAGAUUGACAUUCUUGUUGGUGCUACGAAUUCUGUGAAUCCUUGCUUUUUCACUACUUUAAUUUUCAUUUAUUAUAUAUAUAUAUAUAUAUGCUAUGCGCUUCUACCUUCCACUCCACAUGCCGGCUACUAGCAGUAUCGCUUUUCAACAGCUGUUGCUCGAAAACCCUUCUUCAAAACCCUCUUCCUCGAUCUCAUCCAAGAACUCGGAAGGAAUCCCCAAAAAUCAAUAGAUUUAAACAUGUAAAGGAAGACCUAAUUCAUUGAUUUGUUGCAUCCCGUGGUUGGGACUAUUCCCCUGUCACGGAUCGGAUUAUGUGAUUUAAAUUUCGUUUUUAUCGGGAAUUUGUCUUGAUUUUUGUGGUGUAUUUUAGAAAUUUUGAUGAUGUGAUUGGAGUCUCUGUUUCCGGUGAAUUGCGGUGCGUAGAGGCUGUUUUCUCUGUCCUUCGAGCUAAUUGUCGGCCAUGGAAAGUCAAAGCGAUGCAGAAACAACUCCAUUUUUGAGUUUGGCUGCUGCUCUCUCAUAUGGGUUUGCCUCAAUGGCCAUGGUUUUUAUCAAUAAGGCAGUGCUUAUGCAGUAUGCGCACUCAAUGACUCUUCUCACUCUGCAGCAAUUGGCAACAACUUUGCUCAUACACUUUGGUCGAGUGAUGGGAUACACCAAAGCAAAAGGAGUGAACAUGGAAACUGCAAAGAAACUUUUUCCAGUCUCACUAUUCUACAAUGCAAAUGUGGCAUUUGCUUUAGCAAGCCUGAAAGGAGUUAAUAUACCAAUGUAUAUUGCACUAAAAAGACUUACACCACUUGCUGUAUUAAUAGCUGGAUUUUUUUCAGGAAAGGGGAGACCUACAACACAGGUAAGUCUUUCAGUAACACUGACUGCUGCUGGGGUUAUCAUAGCGGCACUUGGAGAUUUUUCUUUUGACCUUUUUGGAUAUAGCAUGGCUCUUACUUCUGUAUUUUUUCAGACCAUGUAUCUUGUUUUGGUGGAGAAAUCUGGUGCCGAGGAUGGGCUUUCAUCAAUUGAGAUCAUGUUCUAUAACAGCUUUCUUUCUCUUCCAUUUCUGCUAGUUCUCAUUGUAAUUACAGGAGAGUUUCCAAAUUCUUUAUCUCUAUUAUUUGCAAAGAGUAGUUACUUCUCAUUUUUGGCUAUGCUGCUUCUUUCACUGGUGAUGGGCAUUGUUCUCAACUUCACCAUGUUCCUGUGCACCAUAGUCAACUCUGCCCUAACGACCACCAUUGUUGGGGUGCUCAAAGGGGUUGGGUCAACGACCCUAGGUUUCAUCCUACUAGGUGGGGUGGAAAUACAUGCUUUGAAUGUGAGUGGAUUGGUUAUCAACACAGCUGGUGGGUUGUGGUAUUCAUAUGCCAAAUAUCAGCAAAAGAAGAGCAAGCUUCCAAAGUUCGUGGCCGAUGUGGAGGCUCAUCGUAAAUGAAUUUUCCAAUAGAUCCCAGCUUCACAAUUCUCUUUUCCAAAAGCAGAACCCCGUAUUUCUUCUAAAGAAUCUCCAUAACAGGCUGCUUUUGAAUUUCAAUCCUUCUUGACUAUUUUUUUUUUCCUCAAAAUAUAUAUAUAUAUAUAUACAACUAUACAAGACACUGCCAUUCUUUCUCUUGGUUUACAGAAAAUGAAAGCUUCCCAGCACAAUUGGGCAAGCACUCUGUGCACUUAAAAA
Malania oleifera is the source of this 1855-nucleotide messenger RNA. Its product is annotated as UDP-galactose/UDP-glucose transporter 7. Bases 644 to 1615 code for a protein of 323 amino acids. Gene Ontology annotation, molecular function: antiporter activity; UDP-glucose transmembrane transporter activity; UDP-galactose transmembrane transporter activity. The record is from RefSeq and is a predicted model, not a curated record. The transcript is spliced from 8 exons. Gene Ontology annotation, cellular component: Golgi apparatus. NCBI's taxonomy places the organism in Eukaryota, Viridiplantae, Streptophyta, Magnoliopsida, Santalales, Ximeniaceae.